Brassica oleracea var. oleracea is the source of this 393-nucleotide messenger RNA. RefSeq lists its product as uncharacterized. NCBI's taxonomy places the organism in Eukaryota, Viridiplantae, Streptophyta, Magnoliopsida, Brassicales, Brassicaceae. The record is from RefSeq and is a predicted model, not a curated record.
AUGGAAAAGUCAAUAUCGUCUUCGUCUACUUUAAAAGUUACAUGCCUAGCAAACAAAACAUCUUUGUGGAAGAUAAGGAAGAUCUUAACAGAGAAAAGUGAAGGUUGGUUGGACUUUGAUAAUAACAGCGAUGUUGAGAAAUAUCUUUUUUCACAUUUGAGCAAGUCGAUGAUUAACGUAGUUAAGAAAGACCCUACAAAGAUAAAGAUCGAUGAUUACGAUACGGGGUACCAGCAGGAGGUAAUUUUCGGGUAUUAUAAUGAAACUGAAAUAUAUUAUCUUGGGGAAAUAUAGAGGUUAAAGGAGCUUGGUGUUGGAGAUGAAGUUGGAUUCUUCUACGAUCCCCUUGCAAAGAGCGUGUGUUUCUCUGUCUUGAAACAAGCAAAACCCUGA